Gymnodraco acuticeps is the source of this 3382-nucleotide messenger RNA. RefSeq names its product lactosylceramide 1,3-N-acetyl-beta-D-glucosaminyltransferase A-like. Gene Ontology annotation, biological process: brain development. NCBI's taxonomy places the organism in Eukaryota, Metazoa, Chordata, Actinopteri, Perciformes, Bathydraconidae. Gene Ontology annotation, cellular component: membrane. Bases 1 to 1128 code for a protein of 375 amino acids. The transcript has a single exon. The record is from RefSeq and is a predicted model, not a curated record.
AUGUUCAUGAACUUCCGUCGUAUUCACAAGUGCCAGUUCGUGCAGCUGCUGACCGCAUGCAUGGUGCUGUGUGUGGUGAUGGUCAGCUGGGAGGAGCUGGACCACCAUGUGGUCAGCCACAUGAGAUCCUACACGUACCGCUACCUGGUCAACAGCUAUGACUUCCUCAACUCUAACUUCAACAUCACCUCCAACCGUCACAGAAAGCAUGGUUCUACUAACGUGUUGCUGACCUACCCGUACCUCAUCAACCAUCCAGGGAAAUGUGCAAGGGGAGAUGGGAAAAGCGGGGAUGACGUCCUCCUUCUUCUGUUUGUGAAAUCAUCGCCAGAGAACUUUGAGCGGCGCCAAGCCAUCAGGGACACGUGGGGGAACGAGAGCUUUGUUUGGUCCGAACUGGGAGCCACCAUGCGGAUGGUGUUCGCCCUCGGUGUGGACACAAAGCAGAGAUCCAGGGUGCAGAGAGCACUGCUACAGGAGGACCAGACCUACGGAGACCUGAUCCAGCAGGACUUUUUGGAUACCUUCCACAACCUCACAGCCAAACUGAUCACGCAGUUCCACUGGGUCCACGACUACUGCCCUCAGGCACGCUUCCUCAUGUCUGCAGAUGACGACAUCUUCGUCCACAUGCCCAAUUUGGUGAAGUACCUAAGGCAGCUUCUGAGAAAUAAAUCAGGGGUCAAAGACUUUUGUAUAUACCACAUCCCCUAUGAUCUGUACCCCUGGCCUUCCUACCCGGACUACACGGCUGGAGCGGGGUACGUGGUUUCAGGAGAUGUGGCCGCUAAGAUCUACCAGGCCACUCAGGUGCUGAACUCCUCCAUUUACAUUGAUGACGUCUUCAUGGGGAUUUGUGCCAAAGCCAUGGGGGUCUCUCCCCAGGAGCAUGUGUACUUUUCAGGUGAGGGCAAGGCUCUGUAUCACCCCUGCAUCUAUGACCACAUGAUCACAUCGCACGGUCACGCCACAGACGUUCGGUCACUGUGGCAGGCAGCUACAGACCCUGCAGUGUACGGCAAGUCCAGAGGAUUUAUGGGUAAUCUGUACUGCACAGCGGUGAGGGCGAUGAUGCUGUGUCGGCCAUAUUACCAGAACUCUUACUCCUGUAAGGCUGCUUUUACAUAAAUGAUCCUCAGGUAACGCAAGGACUGCUUAAUGCUAAAUGUUUGCAGACAAAGAAAUGAUGGAACUUUACUCAAACAGUCUGCCAUGCUGUUUUUCUUUAAUGUGAUAUGUAAGUGUUUACUUGGCUAACUUGCCACACACCACCAAUGCUACAGCUUGAGCCAAGCAGCACAGGGAUGAACUAUGCCAAUAUUUUAACAGUAUCAGUGCAGUGCCUUUUCAGUGGGGCAAGAUAUAGCAAAUAUGUGUGCCUAUCCUGCUAUUUGUGUGAUUUCUUUUAAUCACACAGCGUUAAGAACAAAUUAAAAUGUGCCUAUAACUGUCAGCUGCAGCCCUAGUAUUAUCAUUGGUUUAACUACUAACAGUAUAUAUUUAAAACAUGUUAAAAGGACCAUCUUGAAUAGCUACAACAGUAAAAUACUUCGAGGCAGAUUGUGGAGGAUAAUGGGAGACUGAAGCCAACCUCACGUAUGAAAGGUUACAUGUCAAUAGAGGGGCAGAAACCGUCUUGCAAAUGUACAUUCCAAUCUUGAACAAUGAACAGCGGUAGACAGUAACAAAGUAUAUUUACUUAAGGACUGUACUGCUCCACUCCCAUUCAGGCCAAUAGUGUACUCUAUACUGCGCUACAUUUAUUUGAUAACUUUAGUAACUUUGAAGAUUCAGAAUACCACUAAAUAUAAUCAAGAAAUAGUUGAUCAUGUAUUAUUAUAGGUUAGGAUCAAAUGUUAUUGAUCCCAUGGUGAAUUUCACAAGCUACCCAGCAGUAUAUCAUGUCAUUUAAAUCAGCUCCUCCACUUCAGCUCUCUGAAGCAGAAAGACACUAUUUAAGCAUUGUGGCUGGCAACCUUAAAGUACCGCUGCUACCACAGCAAUCUGAACAGCCAAUCAGAGUUGGUUCUUCUGCCGACAGUGUCCGCACGGCCGAAAAGACACGGCGGUGCGGGACACACCAAUCUGAGUAGAGCGACAGGACGCUCAUCGACGGCGAGACAUCUAUCGACGGCCGAAAUCAGCUUGGUGUGUCCGGGCCUUAAGCCGUUUUUAGCCUUCUUUAAAUGUAAUUUGACUCUAAUAGCAGAAUAAGCAUCAUGGCAGCAGUUUUAUCACAUGAAUAAAUGCAUGAUGUGACAGUAAUGGAGAUGGACACAUUGUGUUUUUAAUGGUUUUCUAUUGAAUGUAUUUAGGACCUUACACAUGUACACAAUUGUGAUGUUAACAAGAACCAUCAAGCUCCAGAUGAUAUUACAGCAAAAAGGCAUAUGAUUAGUUAAGUUUAGUCUAAAUGUGUUUUUACUAUUAGUUUAAUAACCAACAAGCAGCUGGAAUACAAACGUUAGUUUUUAAAGUGACUUUCAGCAGACAGGGAUCAGUCAGACAGCCUUAAUGAACGAUGUAAAACUACAGAGAGAAGAGUGAUCAACCUACUCUUGUUUAGUCUUAAAACAUCUCUAUUCAACUUUAUACUAUUAAAAAAACACAGUCUAAUCUUUGGAACUAUUCUGAAAUGGUGGCGUUGACAGGAAACCGAGAGCUCGCUGACUCUUGCUAAACUAAAUGAAAAGCUUUCAGAUGCACUUUAAAACUGAACGCUGUUUUUAUCUGUGUUCAACAAGCUCACACUGCAGACCAGUCGGACUUGUUCAGCCACAUGUUUUUAUAGGGCGAUACAUUUAAAUGCUGGUUACCAUGGUUACAACCGGUUUGUUGGCCCCAUAAGCAGUAUUGGUAAUACGCAGUGUUAAAUGUACGCAGCAUGUUGUCAGUCAGUGCCAAAGAAAAGACAACAAAUAAAACCAACUAUCUUUGUCACGAGUCGGACACAAUGGCGUUAAGGCAUCCAUUGCAUGACUGUCUGAAGUGCUUCACUCCUGGCUGUUGUUUCUGCCUGCUCGGUAACCUGUCCGGGAUUGUCUGCAGCUGUGUGUGUGAUAAUGUAAAUGAGCUGUGUGGUUGCCCCAACGUGAUUGGCUGUCAUCUCCUGGUCCACUUCCGAGGACACUGAUUGGAGCACGCCGGGCCCGACGUUUUCCAAUCGCAGCGCACAGCCGGCGCAUACCUGCUGGAGACGACUACCAAGCUGGGGACAAUCAUCGCUCUGGAGGGAUCUGUUGAGUGAACAGACGCCUCUCGCUACUUGCUUUUCGUUCUGUGGUUAACUUGUGUGGUCUGUGUCUGGUAGUGUGAUAUUGUGUGUUAGUCGUGCCUAGAGUAGCUUAGUUAGAGGUUAGAGUAGUUUACAUAGUGUUUAGAG